Molecule: messenger RNA, 1017 nt
Organism: Triticum turgidum subsp. durum (durum wheat)
Lineage: Eukaryota; Viridiplantae; Streptophyta; Magnoliopsida; Poales; Poaceae
Source: the annotation of a GenBank genome assembly
AUGACUUUCUUCAACCUAACGAUCAGCAUUGUCUCCCGCGCAUCCUUCGGGAACAAGCAUAGAAACGUCCAGGAGUUCCUAUCGGCGAUCAAAUCUGGGGUCGCACUGGCCGGCGGUUUCAAAAUCCCUGAUCUCUUCCCUACAUGGCGGUCCGUGCUGGCCAAGGCGACCGGCAUGCACCGCACCUUGGAGGAUGUCCACAUGACGUUGGACUCCACCUUAGAGGGGGUCAUAGAAGAGAGGGAAGGCAUCCGGGAGGACAGGGUCAAAUCCGGUGCAUCGUCGGCCUCGGACUUCGAGAACCUGGUCGAUGUUCUCAUCGGUCUGCAAGAGAAAGGUGGCACCGGGUUCCACCUUAACACAAACAGCAUCAAGGGCGUCAUACUUGACAUGUUCGUGGCUGGAACUGGCACGUUGGCGUCAUCGCUGGAUUGGGGUAUGUCUGAGCUCAUGCAGAACCCGAGGGUGAUGGACAAGCUGCAGCGCGAGAUCCGGGAGCCGUUCCAUGGCAGGGCGACCAUCAGUGAAGGCGACAUCGAGGCCAGCGAGCUCCCAUACCUGAAGCUUUUCAUCAAGGAGAACCUCCGGCUACACCCGCCAGCGCCACUCCUGGUGCACCGGGAGUGCGUCGAGGCCUGUGAGGUUGACGGAUACCUGAUUCCCGCGGGUUCGCGCCUUGUCGUAAAUGCGUGGGCUAUUGGGAGAGAUCCAAGGUAUUGGGAGGACGCUGAAGAAUUCAAGCCCGAGCGGUUUGAGGACAGCUCGGUCGAUUUCGCAGGGAGCAACUACGAGUUUCUGCCGUUCGGGGCCGGACGGAGGAUGUGCCCCGGCAUCUCCUACGGGCUCCCCGUCUUGCAAAUGGCGCUUGUUCAACUCUGCUACCACUUCGACUGGUCCCUGCCUGAGGGCGUCACCAAGGUGGACAUGACGGAAGGGGGUGGCCUCGGUCUGCGCCGCAAGUCGCCUCUCCGGCUCUGUGCCAAGCCAUUUGUCCCCGAGUCAGUGUAUGAAGUAUAA